Molecule: messenger RNA, 1899 nt
Organism: Oryzias melastigma (Indian medaka)
Lineage: Eukaryota; Metazoa; Chordata; Actinopteri; Beloniformes; Adrianichthyidae
Gene: dmtn
Product: dematin actin binding protein
Biological process (GO): cytoskeleton organization; actin filament bundle assembly; lamellipodium assembly
Cellular component (GO): plasma membrane; actin cytoskeleton
Molecular function (GO): actin filament binding
Source: RefSeq, a predicted model, not a curated record
AAUAUAAAGAGGAUAAAUCAUAUAUUUAUUACAAACUUUAAGGUCGUUUUUAUGUUGGUGGAAUUAAACGUGUUCCCAAAGAAGAGCAGAGAAAUCUCCGAAUAAAAGAGCGACUGUCUGAGUUCACAGGAGAAUCUUCAGAAAUGAGUUUUUACAGAAUCCAAUCUGAUCAGGAAGUCUUCAAUCCGAUUAGAAAACAAGAUCCGUUUCCAGCAGAAAACCAGCUGAUAGUGGCUGAUGACGUCAUGCAGGAACUAAUUAGAAACAUUUACCCGCCAGAGCACACAUUCAGAGUUUCAAAAGUUUAGAAUAAUCGUGACUUUGAUUUAGAAUUCUGUUCUGUUUUGUAUUUUUAUAGUUUUGUAUGUUUUCACCACAUCGGCGCAUGCGCAGUCCUGUUAGCGGCGGGAUUUGUUCCGCGGAAACAACCGUCCGUGAACCGCGGAGCUCCCGGUUUGUCUCCGCCUGACAGGGUCACGUGACUGAGGCUUCUCCGCCGCGCGCGUGCCUGGAGGACGCAGACAGACGUCGCGCUGCGUCAUCUUGGCGCCCCCACCCCCUCUGGCCCCCUCCCCGCAUCAUUGUGGACGGCGGAGCAACAGGAACACCUCCUCCUCCUCGUCCUCCUCCUCCUCGUCCUCCCGCUGAGGGUCACAGCCUUCUCCUCCUCCCGCUCCGCUCCUGGAUGUCUGCUCCCCCGCGCGCCUGUGAGACCCGGCUGAACGACCAGGUGGUGGGCUACAAAGACCUGGCGGCGCUGCCCAGAGACAAAGCCAUCCUGCAGGUGGAGCGGCCCGACCUGAUGACCUACCAGCCUCACCUGAGCUUCUCCCCGCUCGACCUUCCCCGCAGAGAGCGCUCGCUCUCUCCUCCCGCCAUGUCGCCCGCCGUGUCUCCUGAGGUGAAAGGUCGGCGAGCGGAGAGCGAGAGCGGCUCACCUGGAGGAUCCACGCUGCAGCUGCAGGCCGGACGCAAGAUCAGCACCAGCCUGCAGCACUUCCACCACCCAGAUAACGGCACCAACAUCUACAGGAAGCCCCCCAUCUACAAACAGGACGCCCUCAAACACGGCGAGGGCAGCAGCGUGGUCAAGUCCGCCAAGUUCCCCGCCGCCCAGCCCCCCGACCCCAACAUGCCCUCCAAGAUCGAGACCGAGUACUGGCCCUGCCCCCCCUCGCUGGCCGCCAUGGAGAUCGAGUGGAAGAAGAAGAAGCUGCAGGAGGAAGACGAGUUUGAAGACCUGAGCGAAGAAGCAGAGACGCUGCAGGAGCAGGAGCUGCAGAAGAUCCAGUCCAACCUGGGCCGCCUGAUCCUGAAGGAGGAGAAGGAAAAAGCUGUCAACUUCCGGAGGAAGACACAGUCCCUUCCUGACAGGACGCACAUGCACGGCAGUUUGUCUGCAGGUUCUUCAAAGUCUCCGUCACGUUCGGCUCUGACCAGAAUGCAGUCGGCAGAGUUUUCCACAGAUGGAGACAAAGGUCCAGCAGCAGCUGCUCAGAACGGAGAGUCUCGGCGGGAACGCAUGGACCGAGGAAACUCUCUGCCCAGCAUCCUGGAGCAGAAGAUUCUUCCCUACGAGGCCCUGAUUGUGACCCACAGGGGGCGCUCCAAGCUGCCCCCCGGAGUGGACCGCACCCGUCUGGAGAGGCACCUGUCGGCGGAGGACUUCCAGCGCGUGUUCGGGAUGCCCGUGGCCGAGUUCGACCGUCUGUCGCUAUGGAGACGAAAUGAACUGAAGAAGAAAGCCUCGCUUUUCUAACAGGAAGUGACCUCGUUCUCAGUGAUACUUGAAGCUCUGAUUGGACCAGGAGGAACCGGGUCGGAACUUCAGAUCUCCAGCCGGGCUCGUACUAACCAACCGGAGGAGCAUCCCGACCUGGACCGAGCCGCUGACCUGCU